This is a messenger RNA of Sebastes umbrosus (honeycomb rockfish), 655 nucleotides long. Its product is annotated as cystatin-B-like. Gene Ontology annotation, cellular component: cytosol. Gene Ontology annotation, molecular function: cysteine-type endopeptidase inhibitor activity. The record is from RefSeq and is a predicted model, not a curated record. Lineage: Eukaryota; Metazoa; Chordata; Actinopteri; Perciformes; Sebastidae. Bases 142 to 438 code for a protein of 98 amino acids. The transcript is spliced from 3 exons.
CAACCCCCCUACGCCGAUGGUAUGAUCCAGAAUACAGAAUCAUGUGAUUUCCUGACUCAUCUUGAACGCCUCACUGACAAAAACUAACUACAUUGUUGUCUUUUGUCUUUUCGCUACAUUUCGCCACUAAAAACCGUCACGAUGAUGUGUGGAGGGAUUGGAGAAGUUAAGGAUGCUAACGAAGAAGUCCAUAAGAUCUGUGAAAGCGUAAAGCCCCAUGCAGAGAAACAAGCAGGGAAAACGUAUGAUGUUUUCACAGCCAAGACCUACAAGACUCAGCUGGUGUCUGGGACCAACUACUUCAUCAAGGUCCAUGUGGGAGGAGAGGAUCACGUUCACCUCCGUGUUUACAAACCCCUCCCAUGUAAUGGAGAAAUACAGCUGAGUAAAAUGCAGCACUCCAAGUCCUCCGAUGACGAGAUUGAGUACUUCUCCUAAACCAAACAAAGCAUCAGUGCCAUCGGGCUGCCGUCUCAUUAUAAUCAGUAAUGAGCAAAUUAUCUUGGCUCAUUAUAUAAUGUAAUGCUACAUGCAGCUCCCAUUCCUAACAUAUUAUAACAUACUGUGUCGUACUGUAGAUCAUGAUGUAAGGAGUAUGUCAAAAUGGAACUAUUUUGUACAAGAUGAAUGAAUAAAUUAAUUUGAUUUGAUGUGA